Molecule: messenger RNA, 12931 nt
Organism: Osmia bicornis bicornis
Lineage: Eukaryota; Metazoa; Arthropoda; Insecta; Hymenoptera; Megachilidae
Exons: 18
Coding region: 444-5255 (1603 amino acids)
Biological process (GO): regulation of transcription by RNA polymerase II; negative regulation of DNA-templated transcription
Cellular component (GO): histone deacetylase complex; transcription regulator complex
Molecular function (GO): transcription corepressor activity
Source: RefSeq, a predicted model, not a curated record
UUAAUCGUUACGUGUUGUGACAAAUCCAGAUGAUUCAGAUGAUCCAGUGUGUCCGUAUUCGUUUGAGCGAUUUUACCGGGUGAUAAAGUUCCUCGUAUCUACGGAUCUACUGGGAGACGUUGAUGUCUUGGGUCAGAUCUCGCUGCAAUUAAAGAAGGAUCCGUCAGCUGGUGCACCGUGGUUGCCGGUCCUAACAGAUGUUCGCUCGAUCAAAAAAUUUCGGGACCGUGUUGUUGCACGCUCGUGCUCGUCCAUCGACGAUAACGAGCGUCGUUCACGAGCAGCCCGAUCGUUGGAUCAUUGUCGUCCGUGGUUUGUGGGGCAGUUAAAUCAGCAAGCCGCGAAACAUUAGUGCCCCACGGGAAAAUGAGGAGAUCCUGUACGUUCUUCACCUCAAGAGUGACAACGGGCUAGUGGACACAGAUCCAGGUCGAGUUAGCAGCAUGACAGCCAUCAACUCGGGUCCGGUCGGGGAAGUGGGCGGCGUCAGGCUGCCGUUGCAAUCAUUACAUGGGUACGGAUCUGUGUUCAUGUACUCGGCGUCGACGAGUCCCGGGGGUGGAGGUGGUCAGGGUGGCGGAGGCGGAGGCGAAGUAACCCUCCGCCUCCGCGAACCCGAGGACAUUCCCGAAGAAGUUCUUGCACGCCUCGAGGACACGGCCACCCUCUCCAUCUCUCUUCAAGGCGACGCUGUUCUCAGGCUGGGGGCGGCUGGCACAGGCAACGGGAAUUUAGAGUUAUUUGAUAGUGAGAGUGGGCCGGACCUCACACUAUCACCUCAGACCUUCACGUCGACGGCGGAGGCCUUCAUCAAUGACAAUAGUGAUAGUCUUGGUGUUCCAGGAGACAACGAUACGGGUAGCAGUGAAGAAUCGAGACCCGGUGGCGGGGAUCCUGGAAAGUUGGGGGUGAGGAAACCAAGACCGAAGGCUUCGUCGCCCAACCGACAGGGACCACAGCAAUGCCAGGUCUGCGGAAAGGUGUUCAACAACGCAUCGGCGCUCACGAAGCACAAGCUGACGCACAGCGACGAGAGGAAAUACGUGUGCACGAUGUGCGGCAAGGCGUUCAAGCGGCAGGACCACUUGAAUGGCCACAUGUUGACGCAUCGAAAUAAAAAGCCGUACGAAUGUAAAGCGGAGGGAUGUGGUAAAUCGUACUGUGACGCGAGAAGUUUGAGAAGGCAUACAGAGAAUCAUCACGCAGGUAGCAAAGUAAAUGAAAGUGUUAGUCCUAGCAGUCCUACGACCGGUCCUCACACUCCUAACACACCAGGAAGUAAUCCUAGCACACCCAGUACACCAGGUGCAACAUCGACGCCGAAUGGCCAUGGACAUCCGGCUUUGAAACAAUUGCUUGCCACAGAACCUACACAAGCACAACAGCAAAAGAGUGCCACGUCUCCUGGUGCCAGCAACGAUGGCCUCACAAAACAACAACUGGAGCUCAUCCAACAGAUCAUGCAACAAACGCAACAACAACAGCAACAGCAGCAACAAUCUCAACAGCAGCGUAGCAAUUCGUCAACAACAGUCACAGCACAGAUUCAAAAAACGCAAAAACCGUCCGUCAAAUCCACAACCUCGUCUGGAAAUGUUUCGAAUAAUUCCGGAAGUUCGAAUGCAACUAGCAACGCGAGAUCCAGCCCGAAACCAAAAGUCUGGAGUCACGUUCAGCAACAACAGCAACAAGCCCAGCAGCAGGUCCAGCAGCAGCAACAACAACAGCCUCAACAGCAACAUCAGCAGCAACAACAACAGGCUAACUCACCAGGAGGUGGAAAUGUGGGGAAAAGUAGUCCUUCACCAGGAAAUUCGGCCUCCCCUAGCGCUGUAACAGCAGCAAAUAAAUCACAGACCGAACCUAAACCGGUCGAGUGCAAUUUGUGCCAUCGGAAAUUCAAAAAUAUACCAGCUCUCAAUGGUCACAUGAGAUUACAUGGCGGUUACUUUAAAAAGGACGCUGAGAACAAAAAGAGUGAAAAGAAAGAGGUUGUUGGGCCACCAUUACAAACUGCUUCUGUCAGCGUGAGAGCACUCAUCGAGGAGAAGAUUAUACAGAAAAGAACGACUGCAGCAGACACGAGCACAAAUCAACAGGCCCGCGCGAAUAUGACGGUUUUUACCACGCAAGCAGACAAUGCGUCGCAGAUUUCCGGUAAAACAAGUUUCGCGGUGCCAGCACCACCGCCGUUGGCUUCUGCGGACAAAGUUCGCAGACUUUCGGACGGCGAACACUUCCGGCAGCCCAACGUCACCGUUUCCGGCCACGCGACCGUGCAGAAACAACUACAAGAAGCGCAGACCCAGGCACAGGCGCAGGCGCUGGCCGACAUCAUUCUCAAGAGCACUAAAAUGGCUGUGAAAAGAACAACUUCUGAUCCUGGGCAGAGAUUACACUUGACCUAUCAGCCAUCAGUUCAAUCAACAAAUAAUAAUCAGCAGCAGCAGCAACAACAACAACAGCAGCAACAGCAGCAGCAACAAAAUAAUCAGCCACAAGCUCAACCUACAGUUACAGACAGUUUCUCGAUGACUGGUUAUUCUGAAGACGGUGGUUACUUUAGUCCAAGUCUUCAAGACGAAGUGUUUCAGCAAGUCACCGCUGUUCCUGACAGUGUUCUGCUUCAUGCUACUCAGUUGGAUUCUCUUCAGUUUCAGACAGCGAGUCUGCUGCAAGAACAGUCGACAGAGCAGCUGCAGGACAUCACUCUGGAGGAUCGAUACUCGUCCCAGCACACGGUCAACCCGGACCUCCAGGCGUUGGUCAACUCUCCAUUACCCGAUUCGUUGGCUGAAUUCAGUACUUAUGGUGCCCAGUACACGGAAAGUCCGCACACCUUGCCCGCACAAUCCCCGUUGCCGUCGCCAUUGACCCGACACGACAGUCCCAGUUUCACAUAUCCAACACCUCCGGCCAGCCAGGAGGGUCUCCUCACGGGUAGUUUUCCACUGUUGAGCCCGCAAGAGGAUCCAGAAAGCGUACGACAAGUCUCGUCACCAUUGUCGGCAGCUUUCUACACGACAACCAUGUCUUCUGCCGCUGCUGUCGAAGAAGCUCUCAGCGAAGUGUUGCCAGCCGAAUCCGAAGCGGACGCGGAUCUCUAUGGUUCCGGUUCACCCAAUCCGCAUUCUCCACUGCCAAGUCCUCUGUCCGCCACCCCAGCACCCUCGCCAUUGUCAUCCUUACCACCAUCCUCGGUCUCGUCACCAGGUCCGGUGUCGUUCACCGGUACCAGCUUCCCUGUGUCGCCUCAUCACGCUCUUCAGAGUCAGAUGAUGCCCAACUCGGAAGACCCUCUGCUAUCCUCCACCCCGAAGGACUUCACCACCGCCAGUCGAAGACGAUUCGAGUUCCAGUCGUACAAGUUCAUCGCCAGCCAGAACUUGGUGGACUUUGGUCUGGGCAAUGGUAGUUUGGCAGGGAUCGUGGUGGACAACAACGGCGAGUUCAAGCUGAUCCAAACAGCUGGCCUGCAGAAGACGAACGUGUUGGUUCAGACGGGUUCUCUGAGCCCGGCUCUCACUUUCAAGAAGGAAAUGAGACUGGCGACACCCAAAGUGGAGCCAGUCACCGUGAACCUGGGCCUAAAUGUGCACACCAACCAUCAGUACAAUGCUGGGCAAUUUAAUCAACAACAACUGGUGAACCCGGCUAAGUUUCUCAUACAGACGAACCCUGCCAAGAACUGUAACUUCAGACAGAAGACGCCUAGCGGCAGUAGUUUACCGAUUCCAGUGGAGCAGAUUAAAGAAGAACUUCUCGAUGAAGAUGUGUUUCUUAAUCCGAGCAACGUGCCUAACGGCAGCCCGGUCAGACAGUGUAGGAAAAGGCCGCGUAUGGAGGGGAACUUGUACGCGAAUCACUCGUAUCCUUCGAGGUUACGAAAGGCCUGCGAUCGACACUGGGAUAGUAGUUACACACCGCCACCCAUAUUGGACCCAUCUCGUCCUGGACCUGGAUUGUACGCGAGGUUACAUCAAUACGAAAGGGAUUCCGACUUUAGCUCGGAUGAUUCUCAAGGAAAUGAUGGACCUCCGCCUAGGAUUAACAUCGGAACGAGAUACCAGGCAACGAUACCACCUGUGGGUAGCGAUGGGGAUAGAGGAAAGGGAGAACCGGAAGCUGAUCAUCUGUUAUGGGAUCCUGGUAUAAACAACGUGCUGACGGAUAACGAACUGGAGAUGUAUCUGCAAUUUGCAUGCUGCGCUGCGGUGCCUGGUGGGGGAAGAAACAAAGAGUACGCUCUUCAUCUGUUGCACAUGUGCAGAGGAAACAUUCAUGAAGCGAUGCUGAAGUUGAUGAGACCAACGCCCUUAUUGCCAGCUGAACAUCCGUUGCUCAGUUACGAGUGUCACGAAUCGGACCGAUGGACGUCGCAGGAAAUGGACGCUUUCUACCAGGGUCUGUUGAAAUAUAACAAAGACUUCUUAGCGAUUUCACGAGACGUGGCUGGCAAGUCAGCGAAACAAUGCGUGCAAUUCUAUUACCUGUGGAAGAGGCUCUGUCCGGACGAAUACAAGAGGCUGCGUGUUCGCCAUGGUAAACCAAAGAUUAAGACAGAGAGCAAGGAUUGCAAGGACACGAGGGAACUUCGCGACGCCAUCGCGUCUGUCACGGAGAUGGACUUCAGCGAGGACAAAUCGAUUCUCCACCGCACCCUGUUACAGACAAACGAGAGAGAAAACUCGGCCACUCUGACCACCAGUGAUGGAGAGCUGAGAUUAUUUGCAUACGAUUGCCCUGAUAGCUUUAGCGGAAGCGUAACAGUAACGAUGGCCGGGAGCACCCAAACCGCCCAAACCGGCAAUACCGGCCACGCCACAGUCAACACCAACUCACAAACUCACACUAGUUCUGAGCAACAACUACCCGUGCCCACCCCACUUCACUACCCCUGCAAGAUUUGCGGGAAAGUUUUCAACAAAGUGAAAAGCAGAAGCGCGCACAUGAAAUCGCACAGGCCGGUGCCCUCGCCCGAUUCAACGGGUCAGGAAUCUAAAAGGCCGGUUCAGCAACAAUCAAAAAUGCAACAAUCUCAGCAGUCGAAUCAACGCCAACAACAGCAGCAACAAGCUCAGCAGCAGCAGCAACAAUUGCAGCAACAGCCUCAACAGCAACAACAACAAUCCAGCAGUGUAUCACCGCAGGCUCAAGACUAUAAUCAGCAGCAACUGCCUCCUAGCAAUGGCGACACCGGUGCUCAAAAGCCAUCCCAUUUAUGGCACAACCCGACACGGCUCAGGCCACCAUAGGACGACGCCCAGCCGGUUCAACUAAAGUUACCUUAACGAAGGCUGUAAACGGUACGGUAGGAAAAAAGAAAAAGCAUUUGUAGACAGGUGAAUCAGCCUGAUGAAAAAUAAAAUCGCGAUCGAGAAAAAAGAAGCUGGUCCACUGAAGCCGAGCCUCCCGAUUCUUCCACGCUAGAUAUAGUGAAGAGAAACAGAAAUAAAUAAGAUUACCUCUUGAAAGAGAUACACGACGCGGUUCUCUACCAGGUUCUCAGCCAUAUUUAAAACCUAAACGAUAUUCAGAACCGCCUGUAUCGUCGUGCACGAAUCGUAGAUGCCCGACGAUAGAAGGGAGUAGUAGUUGUGAGGUCGUAGGUGAAGAGGAGACAGGGUAACCAUGGAAGAUCCCUUACGAGACAGAAGAUCGACGAUGAAGCUUAAACGAAAAUUGAUCGUCGAAGGAUACACAGGCAUCUGUUUUUCUUCAGUUUCGAUUUUCAUCAGCACAACGGACCUUCUUUAUCGAUGUACAAUGGCCUAGAGAGAAGAGACUCUUAAUCAACGAGCAACCAUCCAAACACAGAAACCGGAUAGAAGUUAAGUUCGAACGCGACUUAAAUAAAUGAUAUAUUUCGCCACUAUGAGUGGUGGUGAUAUAUUGAACGAUUAUCGCGAUCAUCGAUGUACCUAAUCGCACGUGAAAUGUUCCCAGGAUUGUGCCACGCAAGACAUUACUGUUACCUGUUGCUUCUUUAAACGUUUUAUCAUUCUUUCCUUCCGAUUUUCAUCUCUCUCUCUUCCCCUCUCUUUCUCUCUCUCUCUCUCUCUCUUCUAUUCUUCUUAAUUUAUCAUCCAAAGGAUCUAUUGACGAACCGAAUCGUUCGUAUCGGUCAUAGAAAGAAAGAUUUUUCGUUCGAAUAUCCUUUCAAACGAUUCGAUGAAACGAAAAACAAAAAGGUAAAUGAAAUUCUUGUUGAUUGUUUUGAAAAGGUAGAAAUAAGAACGAUUUGUUGGGCGGUUCGUGAAUAGUUUCUACUUGUUGCACGUUCGCUCUACUAGUUCUACUUAGUUUAAAUCAGAUUAGCGUAUUUAAAAUCUCGAGAAUAAGUAAGCGACCCUUUGUCAGAGAAGCGUUCGUAGAUUUGUUGAAACUCCCCCUCGCCCCGAUUUUUGUUACCUCUCUGUUACUUAAAAAAAAAAAAUAUAUAUAUAUAUAUAUAUAUAUUAACUAUAUUUGUCUGAAUAAAUUUUAAUAUAUAAAUAUACACAUUAUACAUAUGUAUAAUAAACAGAAUCGAUGUAAUUUGACGAUGAUUCAAGGUAGAUUAGGCGAAGAUAUAGUUCUCUCUAGAAAAAGAGAUGUUGUUCAAGUUUCACUUCGUCGUCUCGAUCGAUCGGCUCGAUCGAGAUCGGAUGUAACAUAAAUGAUUAUACAUACAGCCAUGGGUACAUUAUUAUACAUAACAUAACGUGCACCGAUACACAGACACGUGAAUUAGAAAAUGCGUUUUAUUAUUAAAAUGAAGAGAUGAAUAUUUGUUCGACUAAAACGGGAUCGUUCGAUCGCGGCUCUAUGUGUACAUAAUACGUGUACAUUGUCUGUACAUAGUCUCUAAACGUCAGUGUCUGUAUGUACAAUUCGAAUGGAUUUUAACGCAGAACACGUAGGAUAGGUUUUAGGUUGUUUUUAGGAGGGAUCUAUAUUACGAAUAAAGUAUAUAUACUUGGCUUGAUUUUCUACCUAACUUAGGAGACUACGACCUCGAAAAUCUUGAGUGAAUUUCAAUUUUUUAUUAUCGUCUCGUUUGAUCACACGGGCAACGAUGUUUUUGUACGUAAAUCUUUUAUUUUCGAAAUUUUCUCAAGGAUUAUUAAUUUAGAAUUUUAUUCGAUGGGUGACUUUGUUAAUUGUUGAACAUCUGCGGAAGAAAAAUUGAAAAUUCUAAAUAGCAUUAAUAUUAUAAUAUAUUAUAAUAGAAUUAGUUUCUUAUUUUUAUGGUACUUAGUUCCUUUCAAGUACUUAACAAAAUCAUAUGUUCCUAUUAACCCUUUUCUGGGUUUUCAAGUUUAAUUCCAUAGAUGGUUUCCUGAGGCCAUUAUUUCGUUUAAGUACCCCUUUACUUAAUUACUAAAUACUAAUUAAUUUGAUUUGGAAUAUUUAAAAACUAAAAUCAUUUUAUUUCAUCUCUCGCAUAUACGUACAAAAACGUCGUUUCCAAUCAAAAUUUCCACGAGCUCUAAUCAAAUUUCGCGUUCGAAGUGAUCGCUCAAGGAUCGUUUCGUCGAUCGUAGCUGCUCCUGACACUUUACCUUAAAGAUCUUGUUAUUGUUAACGCUCUUCUUCUUAUUAACUUUUACCAUUAAAAUAAAAGGGAAAAAAGAUCACGAUAUACAUUUUAACUUUUUAAACUUUUCACGUGUAUAAACAAAAAAAAAAAAACAAGCGAAAACGUAGAUGAGAGAUAAGAGAGGUGCAAGUGGCCGAAGGAAAAAGAUGCGUUCGAGAGAAUCUGCCAAGUUUUAAACGACAGCUUUUGAAUCUUCCACUUGUUUUUAAACAUCGACCGACCGAUGGAAUGUUUUAACGUUUCAAACUGAACAAAAACUAGUACAUGACAGAAAAUAAAAUAAACUUCCGUUUGACGUUCGACAUUCGAGGAGAUUCGUUGGACUCUAAGCUUACGAGAGAAUCGUCUGUCCUUUGUGCGUGUAUGAACGUGUGUAUGCGAACUGUGCGUCUUGUGUUUCUUCAACGUUUCCCCAUCUACUAACGAUCAUCCUUGAAUUCAGAAAAAUACGUGUAACGCGUUGUUUUACAAUCCGGCCACACGCGAUUCAUUCAUUUCCAGAGAAAAAGAGAUGAUGCUUGUUCGAUGUAGAAGCGUGUAUGACCAAAAAGAAACGAAUGCGAUAUAAAACGCACACGAACCAUCUGAUCCAUAAUUAUUCUACGAACAGAUCACACAACUUUCAUUUAGAGAUAUAAUAUAUACAUACAUAUAUUUUUAACGUUGAUUAAACCUGAUACGAAAAAAUCAAAUCAGUAUUCGGUCGUUGCGAACGUUCCACGGUGUGUUUCCGAGUGUGUACUUAUUUUCUGAUCGAUACUUGUAUAGAUACUUACUUAAUUACGUGGAUAUAUACUUCUUUGUGAACCAUAUAGAAAAAAGAGAACACAGGAUUUUGUGAGAAUCUGAGUAAUAGCCUCCGGUUGAAUCGAGCGUUGGAAAAAGGAUCUUAAGGAGCGCGCGUAAUCCUAGAAGUCUAAUUAAUUAUGUAAUUAUAUUAAGAUCCUAGACGGUUCGACACUCUAAAAAUAAGUUCAUUUAAGAAGCGUGAAAUUGUUGUACGAAUUCUCCGACCGCGAGGCUCGGCGCAUCAGUGGAAUGCAACAAAAUUAGCAGACAUAUCAUUUAAGACAAUACACUUGUUACAGAAACUAAGUUUCUACUAAUGUAAUUCUUAUUGUACGUAUUGUAAUCUAACUCUUAAAUCAGAUUUAGAUAUUCGAGAGGAAACACGGGGUAGUUAAUGAUACUGAGGGAUGGAAUCAGAUCAAAUCCAGAGAUUAUAAAAUUUUGGGGAACAUUUUUUUUUUUAAUUUAAAUAGUUUAUUAAUAGCUUGUGUUUCAGAAAUUUCAUUAUUGGACAGAUUGUAAUUUAUUGCAAUUAUUGUUAUUAGAUUAUUAAUUUCCAAUUUGAAAUGAAAAAUAUUUUAUUUUUAAUCCUAGUGGACAAUAAUGUGCUUACUUUUAAAAUUACUUAAUUUUCAUUUUUAAACUCUGCUCUCGUACUUAAUAAAAUUUCAAUGCUUAAUGAAAAAUUGACAAAACUCUGGAUUUGAGUUGCAUGGAAGAAUGAAAAAAUCAAAAUCUGGAGGCUAAUUACUCAGAAGUUAGGGAAGGCACGAGGAAAAAAAAAACGAAGCAAUGAAACCGUAACGAAGAUAUGCAUGAAUUGUACAAACGAAUCCCUCCACGUCACAGAAAAGAAUGAUAUAUAUAUAUCUAUAUGGAGAAUAUAUAUAUAACAAACGAAAAAAAAUUGAUAAAUAUGUGAUGUAUUUAAAUGGUAUGUGGUAUAUGGUAUUAUGUAUUUGUACAUAGGCGGACCCGUGCCAUCAACUAGUGAGUUGUACCGAUAUUGUACUGCCAUUAAUCGUGUUUUAACAGGCAACAUCGAGUGAAUGGAACGGAUUACGUUUACAGAGUACAAUUUUUUAUUUAAGAACAUUUACUUAUUUUAAGAACAUUUAUAUUUAGCAUUUGCUUAACCGAUACCGCUACCGAUCAAAUGUAAGAAUUAAUUAUAACGUACACAUGAUUUACAUUUAAUGAAAAUUGUUUCGUUUGAAGCGUCGUUUAAUCGUAAAAUAGAGAUCGAAAUUUACCUAAGCUCGUUCCAAAGAGUAUAUUCUAAAUCUUUUUCAUCGUUUAAGUACUCUUCGCUUAGUAUUAAAAUCAUAAGGGAAACGAGAAGUACAAAAAAUAGUUAUCGUGUACAGUAUUUUCAUUGUUACCAUUCUUUUCUUUUUCUUACAACGAUACACGAGGUUUGAUGAUUUCUUAAUAAAUUAUAGUUAUUCAUUUAUUUUUUUUUUCAUCUAUAACGCCAUAGACUCGAAUGUUGAGAAAAAUAAUCGUUCAUGGGUCGAAUAAAAUGGCGAGUUAACGUCGCUAGAAUCUAUAAAUAUUAUAUUGGUACAACUCGGCGAAGAAAGUGUAGCGUGGUUAUACACCUGAGGAAUGUGCUCAAAACUACUGUAUUAAAAAACAAAAACGAGAAAAAGAAAAGAAGUCUACGUUAAACGGUCGUCAAACGUUUAAUAAUCGCAAAGGAAUCACUCUUGACGCAAGUGAAAAGUUAUUUAUUCGAUUAUAUUGAUAUCGUAAUAUCUUAUUGUCCUCUUACAAACUAUUUACCUACUUUAAUGUCUAUCUCUAUAACGCCAAGCAUGGUUCUUUAUACUCUUCUAUUUGAUGUUAUCGCUAUUCUCUAUUGUAACUUUUACUACGAGGAUGAACAAGACAAAGAAAAGAUAAAAAAAAAAAAUAAUCAAGAAAUGUAUUGUUAAUAAUAGUGUUUUUAAUGUAUUCGAGAGAAUGGUCAGCUGUAGAAGAGCCACGGAUUUGUGAUGUCGCGUUUCAUACGAGUAUCAGAUUCGAAGCGGAUGAGAAAACUUUGCAGCAUCAAAAAAAAAAGAAGAUGAAGGAAAUUUCGAAUUUUCCAUCCUCGUCGUUCGUUUCGUCGAAUCUCUUUGUUCCUCGGGCGAAUGAUCCCUCGUUCUGUCGUUACCAAAGUAUCGGUAAAACACCGAAAAAAUGUACGUGACAAACACGGUGUCCAGAGUGUUCGUGUGACGCGGACAAAAAAUUUUCUAUUUCGCAAUAAUCACGAUCGAGUGAAAGGAGAGGAACGCGUGUGUGUUAACUCGGUAGCAAUAUCGGUGAUUGGUGCGCGCCUGCGCAUUCGGCGUCAUACUCGGUAAGCGAAUCGGUAGCCGUGCGCGGCGAUGCGUAAACAUCGAGCCUGAGGUAUCGCGUGGUCGGACGUUCAGUGUUGAUCGAGCACGCGAUGCUUCACGAACGGCUCCGAGCGGCUCCGAGCGGCUCCGAACGGCAACGAACGGCUCCGAACGGCACCGAACGCGUUCACGCGUACGCCAUUCACUGUCGUUGUUCUUUCCACUUCUCUGCUCAACUAGUUCUUACCUGUAAGCGUAGCUGUGUAUAACACUAAAAGAAACUAUAUUCCUCUCGUCACGCUAGUGAAUUUUAAAACGAACCCCCCUCCCCUUUUAUCAGCCGGACUCCGAAACAUCGUCUUUUGCUCAAAGCGAGAACGGAUACGCCUGCUUUUCCGAAGCAAGCGGAUCGCAGACGAGCCUCUCGUGACAGGAAAUACUGUGCAAUGACGUCGCUCAAACGUUUUGGUGCCAUAAAGCAAUAUGGACAAUAUAAUUAAUUAAUUGUGUUAGAUACGUGGUGCGCUAAACUACAGCUGGCCGAGAUGGAUUCGAUUUUAAUGGAUCCUCAAGACGCCGCGCGAUCGUGCCGUGAGAGUAAUUUCUAUUUCUCUAAGUGGCAAGUUUUAUCAUCGUAUAUGUAUAAUUUUCAACGUGAAUCAACACUAGUGCCACUUAGUGAAGUAACAUCAGUAUUCUCGCCCGGUCCUUCAUCGAUACCCGAGGUGAAUUUGAAACUUUCUUUCAAUUUCGUAGAUUCUAUACAUUCUCCAAUUUCGAAUCAGUCUAAUUCUGUCUCUCGUUUUUGCUGCAUCUCGUUCGAUAUUAGAAUUCUAAGCAUCACCGAGAGCUACUCUGAAAGCUGUCGGCUCUCGCGGAUCGAUCGCGCGAUGUGUGUUUAUUAUACAAUUUACAGUCAAUUGAAGCGCGAUGUGGUUACGAGUUCGAUCGAAUGUCGCUACGGCCUAUCGAUUCUCCCUUCGAUCGUCGACGAAGGGGGGUGAUAAAAACGAAGGAAAGACCCCAUGGGAGGCCUAGAAAACCCCCUUUGACCAGCGACUGACUCCACCACAUUGGUCUUCGGCCAAAGGAAACGGCACAAACGUGGCUGAUCCUUGAGAUCCUGCGCGGUUUUAAGUCCAUUGUCAAACGAUUUAUUCGAUCUCCAUCAAUUCUUUCGAUCAAUUUUUUCAGAAAUUAAGACGCUGAUUUUCAAUCGCGUACGAUCUCGAGAUUGGCCGAUGAGAAUCAAAGAGCUCAAUGUCCGGCAAAUGUAUUGAUAAUAGUCUGAGAUAGAAUGAUGAAAUGAACGAUCAAGGAUUUGUUAAUUAAUAAAGAAGGAAAUUAUUGGCUCAGCCGUGACAAUGAGCGUCUGUGCAUCAGUAUUACGUUUGAAAAGCGAUACUAAUAUACAUUGGUCUAGUGAUUAUACAUUAUUCGAUUUUAUUUAGUGUGUGUAUAUAUAUGUACACAUAUUGAAUAUGAAAGGGCGAUAUUAUUAUUGAUUAUUAUUUAUUAUUAUGUGUAUAAAUAUGUGGGAAUAUAUAUAUUUAUAUGUAUAUUAUGUAUAUAGAUACUUAUACAUAUAGAUAUGUAUUUACGUGCAUGGAAGGUUCAAAAAUUUCUGACUUGCAAGUUUUUCAUGUUUAGUCUCAUUUUAUUUUGCAAUCAAAUAUAAUUACAAUUAUUCCAAAUACAACUUUCAUUUAAUAUCUUUCAUAAAUAUUACGAAAUAAUAUUAAUAUUUCUUUCGAUUUUAUUUAAUUCGUUUUAUUUAAGGCCAAGUCUAUUUCGAUUUUCCAUUUGUAAAUUAAAAUUUAAACAAGAAAUUUUUGGAUCUUCCUAUGUUUCAGCGCUGAUAAUGGGCAGGGAGUAGGAAGGUCGCGGUUUCAAUUUCGAUGUUGUUCAUUCGUGUAUGGGAACGGUGAGCGAUGGGAUUUCAGUAUAUUAUUUUGGAAAUCUAUUGAUUUAACAUUUGUUACGAUGCUCUGUUCUUUUAAAAUAUUCGCAUGCACUAUUAUUCGUAAGUAACGUAACAUUUGAUAUGUUUUAUAGCAGUGUUAUUAAAUUAUGUAAAUUAAUUAGUGAAUUUGUGGAAAAUCAUAAUUUUGAUAGUAGGUAGAAUAUUUACCAAGACUACCGAAAUCCCUAACUCACGAAUGCGCAGGAGUAUUAAAUGUGUAGCCACAGAAUAAUACUGUCACCGGAAAUAGGCGUGAAAUGCAGGAAGAAA